GUCUUCAUCGCAAUCUUGCGGAAGAGCGUGCGCAACCUGCAGGCGUGCACGGACGUCGGCCUGAUCGAGCACGUGCUGCACAGGCUGAGCCGCGCGGACACGGUGGUCGCGGAUCUCCUGAUUGAAAUGUUGGGCGUACUGGCCAGUUACAGUAUUACUGUUAAAGAACUGAAGCUGCUGUUUGGUGCAAUGAAGGCUGUGAACGGAAAAUGGCCAAGGCAUUCACCAAAACUCCUAAAUGUUCUGCGUCAGAUGCCUCAAAGGAAUGGGCCAGAUGUGUUCUUCAGUUUCCCUGGCCGAAAAGGCUCUGCCAUCGUUUUGCCUCCCCUUGCAAGGUGGCCGUAUGAAAAUGGUUUUACUUUCACAACCUGGUUCCGUUUAGAUCCCAUUAACUCUGUAAAUAUUGAGAGGGAAAAGCCAUAUUUGUACUGUUUCAAAACAAGCAAGGGAGUUGGAUACUCGGCACAUUUUGUUGGAAACUGUUUAGUGCUGACGUCUAUGAAGGUGAAAGGGAAAGGUUUCCAGCACUGUGUAAAAUAUGAGUUUCAACCUAGAAAGUGGUAUAUGAUUGCUAUUGUGUAUAUAUACAAUAGAUGGACAAAAAGUGAAAUAAAAUGCCUUGUUAAUGGACAGUUAGCUUCCAGUACAGAGAUGGCGUGGUUUGUUUCAACAAAUGAUCCAUUUGACAAGUGUUAUAUUGGUGCUACUCCAGAACUGGAUGAAGAAAGAGUCUUUUGUGGCCAGAUGUCAGCAAUUUAUCUGUUUAGUGAAGCAUUAACGACACAUCAGAUAUGUGCUAUGCACAGACUUGGCCCUGGCUACAAAUGUCAGUUUCGGUUUGACAAUGAGUGCAACCUGAGCCUGCCCGACAAUCACAAACGGGUGAGUGAGCCGGCCGCUGCAGCCCCCGCCCCCGCCCCCUCACGCAUGCUGGACAACCACGCCUUGCUCUCUGUGUUGUAUGAUGGGAAACUGUCAAGUGCCAUUGUGUUCAUGUACAAUCCUGUAGCAACAGACAGCCAAUUGUGUUUGCAGUCUGCCCCAAAAGGCAAUAUUUCGUAUUUUGUACAUACUCCUCAUGCGCUUAUGCUACAGGAUGUCAAAGCAGUCAUUACUCAUUCCAUCCACAGUACUCUUAAUUCUAUAGGGGGAAUUCAAGUCCUGUUUCCACUAUUUUCACAACUUGAUAUGCCUUAUGACUGUGGUGUUGGAGCAACAGAUACCAAGAAAGACUCUUCACUAUGUUCAAAACUUCUUGGGUUUAUUUGUGAGCUUGUUGAGAGCUCUCAAACCGUUCAGCAGCAUAUGAUACAGAAUAGGGGUUUCCUUGUGAUCAGUUACAUGCUUCAGAGAUCAUCAAGAGACCAUUUAACACUGGAAGUGCUCAGUUCAUUUCUUGGACUGACAAAAUACCUUGUGACAUGCCUGAGCUCAAAUAGUGAACUGCUUCUGAAACAGCUGCUGGACCAUGUGCUGUUCAACCCUGCAUUAUGGAUCUACACCCCUGCACCAGUACAAACUCGGCUCUACUCCUACUUAGCAACAGAGUUCCUUGCCGAUACCCAGAUCUACUCCAAUGUGCGCCGUGUUUCAACAGUCCUACAGACGGUGCACACACUGAAGUACUAUUAUUGGGUAACAAACCCUCGUGCCAAAAGUGGAAUAACACCUAAAGGACUAGAUGGACCGAGACCACCACAGAAAGAUAUACUGGCAAUACGUGCAUACAUUCUCUUAUUUCUAAAACAGCUGAUUAUGAUUGGAAAUGGAGUAAAGGACGAUGAACUACAAAGUAUUCUAAAUUACCUCACAACAAUGCAUGAAGAUGAGAAUUUACAUGAUGUACUGCAGAUGCUUAUAUCAUUGAUCUCUGAACAUCCAGCUUCAAUGGUUCCUGCAUUUGAUGUGAAGCAAGGAGUACGCACUAUCUUCAAGUUACUUGCCGCUGAGAGUCAAUUGAUCAGGCUCCAGGCACUGAAGCUCCUGGGUUUCUUUCUGAGCCGCAGCACACACAAGAGGAAAUAUGAUGUCAUGAGCCCUCAUAAUCUUUACACGUUGCUUGCUGAGAGACUGCUGCUAAAUGAAGAAACUCUGACUCUGCCAACAUAUAACGUACUAUAUGAGAUAAUGACAGAGCACAUCAGUCAACAGAUACUGUAUACAAGACAUCCAGAACCUGAGUCACACUUUAGACUGGAAAAUCCAAUGAUCUUGAAGGUUGUUGCCACAUUAAUCCGCCAGUCUAAACAGACAGAACAACUUUUGGAUGUUAAGAAGCUGUUUCUAUCAGAUAUGACCUUGCUUUGUAAUAACAAUAGAGAAAACAGGAGAACAGUCCUUCAGAUGUCAGUGUGGCAGGAAUGGCUAAUAGCAAUGGCAUACAUCCAUCCAAAAAAUACAGAAGAGCAAAAGAUUUCAGACAUGGUGUACUCUUUGUUUCGAAUGCUACUUCAUCAUGCCAUUAAGCACGAAUAUGGAGGAUGGAGAGUCUGGGUUGAUACUCUCGCAAUUGUUCAUUCAAAAGUCUCAUAUGAAGAGUUUAAGCUGCAGUUUGCUCAAAUGUAUGAACAUUAUGAAAGGCAGAGAUCAGACAACAUCACAGAUCCAGCUGUGCGCCAGCAGAGACCUAUUAGCACAAUCUCUGGCUGGGACCAGCAGCAUCACAUUGUUAAUGGCUACCACCACAGUCACCCGACAGUCUCCAGUUGGCAGUCCUCAGCGGACAAUAAGGACAUGCCUCCUGUGUGCAGCUGUGGUCUGGGAUCACCAGAGCACGAGGAUACUGCCAAGUGUGGCAGUGAAGAUGAUAAGCAGCCAAGUGACAUGCUUUCCAUAGGUUCAAGUACAUGCAAUCUCUAUAGUGAUGUAUGCAAAGCGGAAUCGUCAUCACUCAACAUUGAUGACAACCACAACUCUGAUACAGAUAGACCAAAGUUUGAAGCUGGUGACAGACUAGAAGAAAGUUCUCCAACACCACAAAUGGAAGGCUCAUCCCAACCCACUGUAACAACAGAGGCUAGCUCAGAAGAAGCCCUUGUGUCUCCGGUUUCUGGUACAGACGGUGCAAGUGUAGACUUAGAUGUGUACAAGGGUGACGAAGAGACCUCAAUAGAAGGAAUCAGUGGCAGUUGUGAGGAUAGUGGUGUUGUUGAAGGUUCUUAUAGUGAGGGUGCUGCUAAAGAUGUUUCAGAUGCGUGUGAGACAGCUCGUGAUGAAAAUGAGAAGGUUUUACUUUCUGAAAGCAGAGAAGAAAGUACUGAAAGCAGUGUAACAGAGAAUGUGGUGAGUGGUGUAGAUGUAGUAGAAAGUGUUAGUAAAGAUAUUGCUCAAAAACCUGAGGGAGAAAGUACUGCACAAGUGUUUGAAUUAGAUUCUUCCCAUCUUAGUUCAUUAGAGGCAGAUACUAGUUUUGAUGAAUUAGUGCAAACUAAAAAUGAAAUCCUCAAGAAAGAGUCAGAUGUUUUAGAGUUUGUUAGCAGGGAGAUGACAGUACAAGUUGAAAGGGAAGUUAUUGACAGUGACACAUCGGAAGCGUACUUGACACCGACUGACACUACUGAUGUGACCAGUGAGAAGAAAGAUAAUGAAGUUGAAGAAUCAGAAGAGCGACUUCAAGAGCCUAAAGAUAAGAAUGUGGAUUUGGAAGCAAAAAGUGACGUAGAGGGAAGAGUUGUGACAGAUGAAAGUGUUCUAGUAGUUGUUGAUAAAGAUAGUGUAGAUUUUUCUCCUCUGCAUGAGGAAGACAGGUAUCAGGAUGAUGUUUCUUGUGCUGCAGACAGUGAGAGAGACCAAGAAAAUAGUGCUGUCAGUAGCGUAGGAGCCAUUGUGAUUCCUAGUGUAGAAUCUGAAUCAUGCACUCACAGUGAAAGUGAAGAACAGGUGCUCAGUGAAAGUGAAAGAACAGAUUUCUUAAAAUCUGAAGUGACGGACUUUCCAGCUAGUGACUUAAGCUGUCAAAAAGCUGAGGUAGAUGAUGUAAAAGUGACUGCUGCCUCUGAGAGCUUAAAUAAUAAUUGUGAUAUGUUAUCUCAGAAUUCUUCUCAGGUGCCAAAUAUUGUUGAAAGUGAGUCUAAUGAGAAUGGUGACGAAAAUAAGGCCUUUAGAACUGUAGAUUGUGAGGUAAGUGAUAGGACUACUAUUACAGUGGAAAGUGAAAUAGUGCCUCCGCAAUCGAGCGAAGAAACUUCUGUAAAUAAUACCUCAGAUGUACCUGCAUCCACUGCUGAAACGAAAGACAGUACGGCUCUUGAACAGGUUGGAGACACUGUGUGCACUACUGCAAUCCCUACUUAUCAAGCAUCACCUCAAAAGCGGCCACACAGCUCUUCGACUUCGACACAAGUGGAUCCAGUUCACUUUGAAACAAAACGAACGAAACCAUCACCAGUGCCUCAAAAUUCCUCUCGCCCCAUGUUUAGUCCUGGGCCAACGAGACCACCUUUUAGAAUACCAGAAUUCAAGUGGUCUUAUAUCCAUCAGCGUUUGCUAUCUGAUGUCCUUUUUUCUCUAGAGACUGAUAUUCAGGUUUGGAGAAGCCAUUCAACGAAGUCUGUACUAGAUUUUGUAAACAGCAGUGAAAAUGCUAUUUUUGUUGUAAAUACUGUGCACCUGAUUUCACAAUUAGCAGACAACCUCAUUAUUGCCUGUGGUGGCCUUUUACCUUUGUUGGCAUCUGCAACAUCACCUAAUUGCGAGCUUGAUGUAAUCGAACCUACUCAGGGGAUGCCUAUUGAAGUCGCUGUUUCAUUCCUGCAGCGGCUUGUCAACAUGGCAGAUGUUCUUAUUUUUGCCAGUUCACUCAAUUUUGGUGAACUAGAGGCUGAGAAAAAUAUGUCAAGUGGUGGAAUUCUUAGACAAUGCUUGAGACUAGUAUGUACCUGUGCUGUGCGAAACUGUCUGGAAUGUAAAGAACGCUCGAGACAGUUUCCAACACCCACUCCAACAACUGUCAACAACAACAACAAAGCAGCUCAUCUUCAGUCACUCAUUAGAGGGGUUCAGGCGUCACCCAAGAAUAUAGUUGAAAAUCUUGCUAGCCAGUCGAGCCCAGUAAAAGACCCAGAGAAACUCUUGCAAGACAUGGAUGUAAAUAGACUACGAGCAGUAAUUUAUAGAGAUGUGGAGGAGACCAAACAAGCACAGUUCCUGUCACUGGCCAUAGUGUACUUCAUUUCGGUGUUGAUGGUGUCCAAGUAUCGUGACAUACUGGAGCCGCCAGUCGCGCCACGGCCUCCCAGCCCGGGGCCAGGUCCAGUGCUGCGGAACGAUGGUGGUUCCCACCACAGCAGCAGUCCUCCAGCUCACCCUCGUGAAAUAUGCCAACAACUUUCUCAUGACGAUGGUGAAUAUGAAGUAAUAGUCGUAGAUGAAAAUAACUCAUCUGUCCUGGCUGACCACGACACUCAUUCGAGUGGACCACCAUCUCUUAAGGGUAACACCCGCUCGAGAACAUCAUCACACGCUUCCUCCCUUAACCAUCCUUAUGAUGUAGAGCCAGCAGAUGGUAUUCAGAGGUACACCAGAGCUCCUACAACCAACAUGCUUGCUAACAAGAGUGGAGACUCUGCAGAAGACAGUAGUUCACUUCAGCUAAACACAACAGAGCAUAUGCAAAAUGCAGAACACAGUGAUGUAAAUGCAAUAACAGAAGAUGAGAGGUCUACACCGAUUGUCAAUGAUGAUAGCUGGACUGAUGUCAACUUAAAUGAAGAGGGUCCUGAGAUAGCAUUGUCAUCUGAUUCAAUGCAUAACAACUUGCAUGAUGGACAUGAUAACAGUCGUGGUGAAAAGCCUCGUGCAGAAAUAUCUGUUGUACGUGUUCCGGAUGGUAUGUGCCCUACUCCUGCACAGAUGAGGCCAGAUGAACUGCCCAUAAAACCUAUGGUUGAACACUUGGCUGUGCCUACGCCAUCUCGAGAGGCUUCACUCACACAGAAGCUAGAAAUGGCUCUGGGCUCUGUCUGUCCAUUACUGCGGGAAAUAAUGGUUGACUUUGCUCCUUUCCUCUCUAAAACCCUGGUCGGAUCACAUGGGCAGGAACUUCUAAUGGAAGGCAAAGGUUUAACAACUUUCAAAAAUAGCAAUUCUGUUGUUGAACUAGUUAUGCUCUUGUGUUCACAAGAAUGGCAGAACUCUCUGCAGAAACAUGCAGGCCUUGCAUUUAUUGAAUUGAUCAACGAGGGGCGAUUGUUAUCUCAUGCAAUGAAGGACCACAUUGUACGAGUGGCAAAUGAAGCAGAAUUUAUUUUAAACAGAAUGCGAGCUGAUGAUGUUCUGAAGCAUGCUGACUUUGAGUCACAAUGUGCACAGACACUUCUUGACCGCCGAGAGGAAGAGAGAAUGUGUGACCAUUUAAUCACAGCUGCCCGCCGUAGGGACAAUGUUAUAGCAAGUAGACUUUUGGAAAAAGUUCGCAACAUUAUGUCCAACAAGCAUGGAGCAUGGGGAUACAUGGACCCACAAGCAGCAAAAAUGAAUGAAUUCUGGAAACUGGAUGCCUGGGAGGAUGAUGCUAGACGCAGAAAGAGAUUUGUCCAUAAUCCGCUGGGUUCAAGCCAUCCAGAGGCAACUCUUAAGGCUGCACUUGAACAUGGGGCUCCAGAAGAUGCAAUCCUGCAGGCAAGAGAAGAGUUCCAUGCACAGCUCGCAGCAUCCCGUGCACAACAGCAGCAAUUGCAGUCUAAUGAUCUGAUGGAUGACAGUGAACUGCUAGCUGAUGACCGUGAUCUUGAUGUUGAUCUCACUGGUCCUGUGAACAUCAGUACGAAAGCAAAGCUGGUAGCACCAGGCAUUGUAGCACCUGGCAUGGUAUCUAUUACAUCAACAGAGCUGUACUUUGAAGUAGACGAGGAUGAUCCUGAGUACCGGAAGAUUGAUUCUGAGGUGCUCAAGUACUGCGACCACCUCCAUGGCAAGUGGUACUUCUCGGAGGUGCGAGCCAUCUUCUCGCGCCGAUACCUGCUGCAGAAUGUCGCCAUCGAAAUCUUCCUCGCCAGCAGAACGUCCAUCAUGUUCGCAUUUCCGGACCAGGCGACGGUCAAAAAGGUGAUCAAGGCGCUGCCCAGGGUCGGAGUUGGCAUCAAGUACGGCAUCCCGCAGACCAGACGGGCCUCCAUGAUGUCGCCGCGCCAGCUGAUGCGCAAUUCGAACAUGACGCAGAAAUGGCAGCGGCGGGAGAUCUCCAACUUCGAGUACCUCAUGUUCCUCAACACCAUCGCCGGGCGUACAUACAAUGACCUCAACCAAUACCCCGUGUUCCCGUGGGUGCUCACCAACUAUGAGACAAAGGAGUUGGACCUGAGUCUCCCUAGUAACUAUCGCGACCUCUCAAAGCCAAUUGGAGCUCUGAAUCCCAGCCGCAGAGCUUACUUUGAGGAGCGCUAUGCUAGCUGGGAGCACGAGUCCAUCCCACCAUUCCAUUACGGCACACAUUACUCCACUGCUGCAUUCGUACUCAAUUGGCUCAUCCGUGUGGAACCAAUGACAACAAUGUUUCUGGCACUCCAAGGUGGAAAAUUUGAUCAUCCUAACAGGCUGUUUUCAUCACUGGCACUAUCCUGGAAGAACUGUCAGAGGGACACCUCUGAUGUAAAGGAACUCAUACCAGAGUUUUUCUUCCUUCCGGAAAUGCUAGUGAAUGCAAAUCGUUAUAGACUGGGCCAGCAAGAAGAUGGCACAGCUGUAGGAGAUGUAGAACUGCCUCCCUGGGCUUCAUCUCCUGAAGAAUUUGUUCGUAUCAACAGAAUGGCCUUGGAAUCUGAAUUUGUGUCCUGCCAAUUGCACCAGUGGAUUGACCUCAUUUUUGGAUAUAAACAGAGGGGCCCUGAAGCCGUCAGAGCAACAAAUGUCUUUUACUACUUGACAUAUGAAGGAAGUGUGGACAUGGACAGUAUUAGUGAUCCAGUAAUGAAAGAGGCCAUUGAAAAUCAGAUUCGUAAUUUUGGCCAAACACCUUCGCAGCUUCUAAUGGAGCCACACCCUCCUAGGAGUUCUGCAAUGCAUCUGUCUCCAAUGAUGUUCUCCAGCAUCCCAGAAGAUGUCUGCAUGACAAUGAAAUUUCCAUCUAACUCACCUAUUUGUCACAUUUCGGCAAAUACGUAUCCCCAGUUGCCACUUCCGUCCGUUGUCACUGUGACUGCAAACCAGCAGUUUGCACUAAACAAGUGGAACACUAGCUAUGCAGCAUCUGUUCAGUCCCCGAGCUACGCUGAGACUCCACAGACACCCACAGCAAAUCUUCCACUGUCAAUGGACCCUGUACUUUCACAAUCAGGCAGCAGUUCAAAUCCAGCCAUGAGGAGACAUCUUGGUGAUAACUUCAGCCAAAAGAUACGGAUACGUUCCAACUGUUUUGUGACAACAGUAGACAGCCGUUUUCUUGUUGCUUGUGGUUUCUGGGACAACAGCUUCAGAGUGUUCUCUACUGAGACUGCAAAGAUAGUUCAAAUAAUUUUUGGUCACUAUGGUGUAGUUACGUGUCUCUCACGCUCUGAGUGCAAUAUUACAUCAGACUGCUAUAUAGCAUCAGGCUCAGCUGACUGCACAGUAUUGCUAUGGCACUGGAAUGCACGAACACAAACCAUUGUUGGGGAAGGUGAAGCACCUACGCCACGUGCCACUCUCACAGGCCACGAGCAGCCCGUCACCAGUGUCGUGAUUUCUGCCGAGCUUGGACUUGUAGUAUCAGGUUCAACAAAUGGACCUGUUCUUGUUCAUACAACAUUUGGAGAUCUUCUAAGGUCUUUGGACCCUCCUUCAGGAUUCCAGUCUCCAGAGAACAUAGCUAUGUCUCGAGAGGGUGUUAUAGUUGUCAACUACGAACGUGGACACAUAGCUGCAUUUACAAUAAAUGGAAAGAGACUUCGUCACGAAUCACAUAAUGACAACCUACAGUGUCUGCUUCUGAGCCGUGAUGGAGAGUAUCUCAUGACAGGAGGAGACAAAGGAAUUGUGGAAGUGUGGCGCACAUUCAAUUUGGCCCUCCUGUACGCAUUCCCAGCAUGUGAUAGCAGCGUUCGCUCCAUAGCUCUUUCGCAUGAUCAGAAGUUCUUAUUGGCUGGCCUUGCAACUGGAUCCAUAGUGGUGUUUCAUAUUGAUUUUAAUAGAUGGCAUCACGAAUUCCAGCAGAGAUACUGAAAGGAACCUUUGUAUUGUGCUCAUUUACUUCUGAAAAUGUGGUGUUCCACAUUUAGCUGAAAAGCCUGUGGAAAUGAAAUUCUACUUCAUUUGUUGUUAUAUGGUGCAAAAUGCAUAAAUUUGUUGAAUGGUUAAGAUAGAAAUAUUUUUGAAAUGUGUGAUGCAUGGAAUCUAUAAAAGUAUUCCCAAUGGUGUGCUUCAGACAGUUCAUCCAGUGAUCUAUUUGUAUCACAGGGAUAAUUUUGCAAGAAUUUUUAUAUAAUGAUUUUGUAGCAACAUGUCAGUUCUGUUAGAAUGUUUACACCAAUUUAUAUGUGUUCAGUAUGGAAACUGUGUGUAUUAUAAACUUUGCAUCUGAGAUGGAAAUGUGUGUGUAGGUGCAUAUUGGUUUCAUCACAAGGGAAUUUACCUUCCUGUUAUAUGACAUGUUGUCAGUCAUUUUACAUUUUCAAGGUAACAUAAACAGAGAAGAUACUAUUUUCAUUUACAGUUGAGUUCCUAAGCAUUAUAUAUUUUGAAUUUGAAUUGGAGUUGCAGUAUAAUGUUCACUAAGGCAUGGCAAAACCAUAUACAGAAAAAAAUAUUCUCUGGAACAUGUACAAAAGUAUUAUAUUCUGUUUCACAUUCCGUUGAGAGCAACAUUAACUGCAAAAAGAAAAGAAAAAAGUGAAAAAAAAGAAAAAAUGCUGAGUUAUAAGAUGUAGUGUUUGUGAAGCAAGUAGAAUGUGCAGUAGUGUAUUGACACAAAAAUUCAAUUUUUGCCAGUUUCUGAUCAUGUGUCAUUAUUUGCUAAGAAACUGGGGAAUAAUAAAGCCAUACCGAUGAAGAGAAAUGUAACAAUAAAUUUAUUUUAGGUAAUUUGAAAUUUUUAAUACAUUUCUGUGAAGCUUUGGCUUUAAAUAUGUGUUUACACAUGAAGUGAACCAUUCAUUGUGUUUAAAGGAAGGCAAUUACAUUUGCGAAUGCUGAGACAUUGCUGUUUGAUUGUGAUUAUAUUAUGCUUGAAAUUGGACUGUACAAAUAUUAGCUAAUGCAGCUUUGUCCAAUGUUUCAUAUAAAAUAUUGUGAUACAGAACAUUGACAGAAUCGAGUAUUUUAUUGUCUGUACAUUCCAAGUGCUGUGAUUAUUUUCUUUACUCUUAGCUAAGGAAGAGAAACUGUGCUACAGCGGUUACAUGUCAUAGCAACUAUGUAAAUCUGUACAUAUUUCAAAUUUUGCAAGUACUUAAAUGAUGUCACACCAUAGAAAUAAGUGAAUUCAAUUACUAAGUUAACUUGAAUGCGUUUUCAGUUUGUUAAACAGGGGAGAACAUGUUUUAAAGAUUCUGAAACACUUUUUUUUUAAAUUUAUUAGUGAUAUGAUAGAGAUAUUGUGGCACAAUAAUUUCUGGGAUGGAACUGUUGGUAAAUACUACUCUGAGUACUGUACUUAAGACCACAUCACCUUGAGUUACAACUAGCUUUAUUUUUACACCUUUUCUCUCUCCAAAGUGUGUUUUUUUUUUUUUUUUUUUUUUCCCCUCACCAUUCCUCAACUGUGUUGUCAGUUGUCAUUCUGAAAGUAUUCUGCCAUUAAAUUUGCUUUUCUAAUGUGUUCACAUCUUGGUGGUUGGAUUGAUAUUUCAAUUGUGGUUAUGGGGUUUGUGCACCAGUGGUUUUAGAAUAAAAAAUGUAGUUGUAGUGUACUAAACACUAGUAGUGUGAAUUCCAUUUUUAGGAAAACAACAGCUGCCAAAUUUUGUAUCUCUUCCCAGAUUCUUGGAAGAAAUCUUGUUGUAUUGUUCUACAUAACUAACUGCCUCUGCUUUUCAAAGUUCAGAAAGAAAAACCUCUGCAAAGAAAUUCAUUGUUCCCAUGUUGUUAUUAAUUUUAAAGUAUUUGAAACAGUACUUAAUUGUAUUUUGUACAUUGUAAUGUGUUGUGAGAAGUCAACUAAAAUAUGUACUUAAUUUAAAAAUUAGUUUCUUUAGUUUGUUGUAGAUGCAGUAGAAAAUUUUAUGAAAUUGUAAAAACUUUCACAAUGAGUAUAAUUUGGUAUUAGGUUUGGUGAGUGGACAGUGUGUUUGUUAUAUGAUUUAUAAUGAUAAAAUGUAGCAAGACUAAAUUCUUUGCCCUAGCAAGCAACUAAACAAUGAGAAAAGAGAUGGAGACAUCUUAAUUUAAAAACAACACACUUCUUUACUCUCCAGAUCUAAUAAGGCAUUUGCUCAGUAACUUGAUAUAAAUGAAUAAAAUAUGAUUCAAAUA
Molecule: messenger RNA, 11382 nt
Organism: Schistocerca piceifrons (Central American locust)
Lineage: Eukaryota; Metazoa; Arthropoda; Insecta; Orthoptera; Acrididae
Gene: rg
Product: neurobeachin
Exons: 51
Coding region: 127-9135 (3002 amino acids)
Biological process (GO): intracellular protein localization
Cellular component (GO): cytosol; membrane
Molecular function (GO): protein kinase binding
Source: RefSeq, a predicted model, not a curated record